This is a messenger RNA of Vollenhovia emeryi, 3007 nucleotides long. RefSeq lists its product as uncharacterized. The transcript has 3 exons. The record is from RefSeq and is a predicted model, not a curated record. The coding region runs from base 1 to 1827 and encodes 608 amino acids. NCBI's taxonomy places the organism in Eukaryota, Metazoa, Arthropoda, Insecta, Hymenoptera, Formicidae.
AUGCGACCACCUCCGCAGCGAGGCACGCGUGCACGCGUGCACUCGCGCGCUGGGCGCGUCUCUUCCCCUCCCACCGCCCCGUCCCGAUCGUCGCGUAUUAAGCCAGCGGCACACGGUACUGGUUUUCCUGCCGGAUUGCUUACGCGAGCCAAUCGGGAUUUAGCCUCGAGUCACCUGAUCGAAAACUCCGUGUCCUUAUUGGCUCUCGUGAGCAGUCCAGUAGGAAAGGGGGUAGCGGGAGCCACCACGGGGGCGGGGGUGGGCUUGCCCCUGCUUCUUCUCGUUGUUGCUCUUCUCGACGAUCUCGCGCACGCGACGACGGCCGCGCCGGUGGUAAUCGGGCCGUUGAACAGCGUCCAUCCAGCCGACGCCGCCACGCCGGCUCACCUGCCGUCGCGAUCGCCCGACGACUAUCCGUUCGCGCCGCGCCCGUUCCGGUGGGCGAUUGAGCGCGCGUCCAGCCCUAACGACGUCGGUUCGGAAGGUGACGCGAAUCGGGGAACUCUGGAUCAUCUUACAUCGGCGACGCGCCUUUCACCCUCGUCCGCGCCGUCCUUGACGUCACCCCUGUCAUUAGCGUCGCCGUUAUUGUUGACACCGCCGCUGUCGUCGUCGUCGUUGUCGUCGUCGACGUUAUCGAGGCCGUCGCCGUCUUUAACGCCGUUGAAUGCCGCCGUCGUCAGACGUGGCGACAUUUCCAUUCUGACGGCGAAUUGUGACAACGAGAACGAAGGGAUCGCAGCGCGACGAGGAAGAGCGAAGCGAGUACCGAUAAGCAAGAGAUCGAAGCUGAAAGAUCAACCCUCCCCGAACUUCAUAGACCCUUGGCCGGAGGCAUGGCGACGUGUUAACCAACACCCUCUGCAAUCUCGCAAAGUGACACCCGUGUCGUCAAUCGAUGAAGGGAUUCGCCCUGCAGUCCGGACUUUCACUCCGCUGUUAGAGCCCGUCUUCAAGUUUGGGGAAUCGAUAUUGCGUCCGGAGAGCUCCCUGCGAGACAUCCUACUUCACGAAAGUGCUUCGAAGACAACGGCGACGACGACGACGGCGGUGGUGGCGACGGUGGGAACGAUCGCGCGGAACGUCGCGUACCUCGGUGCGACUCAGCGAGCCGGAAGCGCCGCGCCAGAGAAAAAUGACGUCGGCAGAGUGACCGAGGACCGAGUGGAAGGUGAUAAGAGCGGGAACAAGUUGGUGCUCGUGGGAAACGAGGAUAAUGGUGCGGUCGUAGUUGGUGGUGAUAGUGUCAUCGAGUGGACCACGACAACAGUCGCCGGGCCGAUGUCAUCGUCGCGGUCGGCGUUCUCCGGAGACGAUGUGCAGGUGGCCGAGCGCGUAAGGGUGCGCGCGAGUUCCGAGCGAAGCUCAUCCAAGGGCGAGGAGGACGACGAGGAGCAGAUCACGGUCACCAUCGCGCGCGACAACGAAGAUUCGUUUGCAUCGUCGACGACGACGACGACGACGACGACGCAGCAUCCACCACUGACUCAAGACACCUCUAUGGAAGCACUGGGUGCGAGCGGCUACAUCGUCUCGGCGGCGCUCGUGCUGAUAGUCGGCGCACUGGUGGGUGUCCUGGCGACGAUAUCGCGUCAUCUUCAUCAUCGUCGGCUGUUGGUGCACGAGCCGGUUCCCGCCGGCUCUGCUUCCUCCGCUUCUGCCUCGAUUCUCCACCACUAUCAUCGGCAUCACCAUCAUCGUCACCGUCAUCGUCGUGAGGAGCCACCGCCGCCGCCGUUGCAGCGCUGUCUUCUACUACAGGAUCAUUAUCGUUAUCCUGAUACACCCGUGAGUACCAACCAUCCAAUGCUGAUCGGGGACGCGUGAGAUUUAACUUUGGGAAAUGAUGUUUCCUACGAGCGCGAUUUCAGCGACGCCGAUAAUACACGUCGCGACAUCGACGUAUAACAAACGGUUAAAGGGUUGAAAAGUGACGCAAGCAGGGGGCGUGUAUUUUUUAUCACGCCCGCGCGGCCCUUGAGGUAUCUAUAACGCUUGCGAACACCGGGACAAAUUUAUUGUGAUAACCGGGAGAAUAGGGGGUAAAUUGCGCCAACGGGAUGGAUUUAUAUGCGGAUUAUCGCAUAUAUCUCGAAGCUGUUCGAAAUAAAACCGAAGCACACUUCCGCAUAUCCGCUGAAACUGUAUACGUCGUACUAAUUUUAGCAGACUUGACCGAGUUCGUCGAAUAGCUUCUUUACAAAUAACGGGCUCGAACGAGUUCGCGACGAACGUCGUAUCGCAUUCUUCCCGGAACAAUUCCCUUUCUCGUUACUUUCUGCCGCAUUUCACUGAACAAUCGCCGGUCUCAUUACGCAUUCCUGAUAUCGCGCGUCACGAGUCCAAAAGGCACACGCGCGCUAUCGUCGGCGCUGUUUUUUUUUCUCUCUCUCUCUCUCUCUCUCUUUCUCGCCAGGCAAUAGACACGCCGUUGUCAUCACGGCCGCGCGGCGACCAGGCGAGCACGGGGAGUUUCACCGAGGUCAGAAGGGGGGGAAAAAGGAAGUGCGAUUUCCCAUCCAGCGCGGAGGUGGUUAUCGGCGACGUUGUCGACCUUCGGCAAGAUUAUUACACGAUUCGCAGAACGUCGAAGGCUAUCUGGGAAAAAGCCUCCCGAUAUCUAAUCUCGGCAGCCGGCCCGGCCGUGGCGGCACAGCUGCAUCUAUCCGGCGCGUUGCAUUCUCUCCCUCUUUCCUUUUUUUUUCCUCUCGUGCCUCUGCAGAAAGGCAGACUACGCUCGCGGCCGCGCGCAACUUCUCGUUCCUCCGCUUUUUUUCCCCCCUCGCGUCUCCGUGUCCCGAUUCAACCGCUCGAAACGCGCGAUAACACGCGACGGGGACGAAUCUAGGACGCGAGCAUGAUUCACGGGAUCCACCUGCGGCUCGUAAUCGAUAGCGUUAUGGUUUCGCUGCGAGUUUUCAGACGAGGACCUUGCGAAGCGUCGAGUUGCACGGGACAAGUCCUUUACUUAAGGGGAUGCUGGAGUGAUUCUGCACUUUCGCACCUU